AAAUGAUCCCGUUGUUUGUUUGCAAAUCGCCAUAAAACCAUAAAAGAAGAAGAAGCUGCGCACCAGAAAUAAAGAAGAGGUGAAGAAAACAGUUUGAUAUAAAGAUCUUUAAACACAAAGGUUUAUUUAAAACUAAGUUAUGUGUGACACAACAUUCAUUAAAGAGGAGAGUGAAGACAUGAGUGUUACAGACACCAGCACAAUGAAAAAUGAAGAUGAUGCAGAACAAAGAGACCUAAUGGAUUUUAAAGAAAAAACAGUUCUUUGUGGAAAGAGAUUAAGAAGUGAAGAGCAGCUUGUGAAGCACAUAAGAAUCCACACUGAAGAAAAGCCAUUCACCUGCCCUCAGUGUGGAAAAGUUUUAACAUACAAAUGUCAUCUAGAGGAACACAUGAGAAUACACACUGGAGAGCGGCCAUACCCAUGUGUUCAGUGUGGAAAGAGUUUUGCAAGAAAUAGUGUUCUUAAGAACCACAUGAAAAUUCACACGGGAGAAAAGCCGUAUGCAUGUGUUCAGUGUGGAAAGAGUUUCACAAGACAAAAUUUUCUUAAGAACCACAUAACAAUUCACACUGGAGAAAAGCCGUUUGAAUGUUUUCAGUGUGGAAAGUGUUUCACAUACAAAAAUGUUCUUAAGAACCACAUGAGAACUCACACUGGAGAACGUCCAUACAAAUGUGUUCAGUGUGGAAAGAGUUUCACACACGGAAGGAAUCUAGAUGCCCACAUGAGAAUUCACACUGGAGAAAAGCCAUACGCAUGUGUUCAGUGUGGAAAGAGUUUCACAUACAAAAGUCAAGUAGAGGCCCACAUGAGAAUUCACACUGGAGAACGUCCAUACACAUGUGUUCAGUGUGGAAAGUGUUUCACCCAAAAAGCUACUCUUACAAACCACAUGAGAACUCACACUGAUGAAAAGCCAUUCACAUGUGUUCAGUGUGGAAGGAGUUUCAAAUUCAAAAGAUAUCUAGAGGCCCACAUGAGAAUUCACACUGGAGAGCGGCCGUACGCAUGUGUUCAGUGUGGAAAGAGUUUCACAAACAAAAGUGUUCUUGAGAAACACAUGAGACUUCAUGCUGAAGAGAGAUCAUAACCAUGGGUCCCAUUGGCGUUUCUUUGUUUUGAAGUGGAGGGAACAGAGAUGACAAAAUAAUACUUUAAUAAAUUGUUUUUUGUAAAAACUCA
Triplophysa dalaica is the source of this 1185-nucleotide messenger RNA. RefSeq names its product gastrula zinc finger protein XlCGF8.2DB-like. Gene Ontology annotation, biological process: regulation of transcription by RNA polymerase II. Gene Ontology annotation, molecular function: RNA polymerase II cis-regulatory region sequence-specific DNA binding; DNA-binding transcription factor activity. The transcript is spliced from 3 exons. NCBI's taxonomy places the organism in Eukaryota, Metazoa, Chordata, Actinopteri, Cypriniformes, Nemacheilidae. The coding region runs from base 140 to 1093 and encodes 317 amino acids. The record is from RefSeq and is a predicted model, not a curated record.